AUCUGAGCAUCAUCCCCCAAGAGAUGACGGGGUGCAACGAUGGUCAUCGUGAGGACAGCGUCUGAUGGAGCUCUUCAGGCAGAAGCGGGAGCAAGAAGUGGCCAGAACCGCCCUCGAGAGCACCAGGCCGCAGACACGGCAACCACCGCAGCCACCGCAGCCACCACAGCCACCGCAGCCACCUCAGCCACCUCAGCCACCCGCACGAAUAGCUAAGCAGCGCGACGGCUGCGAGACCAUCCUCACCGGCUGCGGCCGUGGUCUGGCGCGGCUCUUCACCCGAUGGGGCGCUCUGUCUGGCCGCGCACCUCUGGUCCUGCUGGCGGUGGCAUUUGUGGUUGGAGUGCUGUGUUGGAUCCCUCUGGCGGGCAUCGAGGAGUACACCGACUGGCAGAAGCUCUACUACCCGCAGAACACCCUCUCGCAAAAGCACAAGGGCAUCUACGAGAAGGCCUGGGGGCCGCCGCAGAUGAUCUUCUCCUCGGUGGUGCUCACUCCCGUAGGACCGCCCAACGCCGGCAACAGCAGCGCCACCACCGAAGGCAAGAAUCGGACUACUGUGGUUGGAGUCAGUGACUUCAAGAACGUUUUGACGGCGGAGGCCUUCAGCGCAGCCAUGUCGAUCUAUAUGCGGCUGACGAAUGCGACGGUGCAAUCGCCCUCUCAUCCCGGCAAGAGCAUCACCUUCACCGACGUGUGCAGCCCGCCGCAGUGUGUGGUGCUGUCGGUGUUCUCCCUCUGGGCCAUGGUGUGGGGCGGGGAGGGCUCCGACACCAACAACGGCACCAGCCUCGACACAGGCUACCCCUUGCCAGUGUCGACGGAGCAGCUGCUGGCCCAGCUCAACAACCCCAUCAUGCGCGACCCCACGACCAAGGGUCCACUCCGCGACAGCCCUGCCGUCCGGCAGGUGCUCGGGGGCGUCCAGACGGACCCCCAAACAGGCGAGUUGGUGGGUGCCAAGGCCUUUCGGCUCCUGUUCCUCAUGGAUGGCUCAACCGAGGCCAAAGUUGCCAAAGCGCACGCAUGGGAACAGGGGCUUAUCGACGCCGUUAUGGACGGGGAGCAGGCCGGACAGUGGGCCGACAGGGGCUUCCGGGCGUUUGUGUGGGCAGACCGGUCCUUCGAGGAGCUGAUGCAGACGGGAGGCGUCGACGCGGCCCUGCUGGCUCUCGCCUUUGUGUUCUUGUCGCUCUAUGUUGUGGCCGUCAACGGAGACUGGAAGACCGGGGGAGCCGUGCGCUCGCAAGUCGGCAUGGUCAGGCAUGUCAUCUCUCGGCCAGAUGGGCUUCAUAUCUCUCACGUGUGUGUGUGUGUGUGUGGUGUGUAUGUUAUGAUAUGAGACCACCAUGCAGGCGCUAGGUGGUAUCGUAUGUGUGUUAGUGUCGAUAGGGUGUGGGUUCGGCCUGACGGUGCUCAUCGGCUUCCCCUGGAUCCCACUCGUCGGUGUCGCGCCCUUCGUCGUAUUCGGCGUCGGCAUAGACGAUGUCCUCGUCAUGUAAGCUCAGCUCCACCAGACAGACACACACAGGCGCCGAUCUCACGGUACGGUGCCUAGAAAUCCCCCUGCUGUCGGUCGUCAGGCUUCGCACGUUUCGGGAGACGUCUGCGUCGCUUUCCCCGACGGCUCGCGUGUGCGAGACUUUGGCUGUGUGCGGGGGUUCGAUCUUCAUGACCUCAGUGACAGACGUGGUGGCCUUUGUGGUUGGGGCGACGUCGUCAUUCCCGUGCGUCAAGAUCUUCUGCAUGUACUGCGGCAUCACACUCGCUGCCGCCUUCCUGCUCGAGGUAGGUCAGCCAGCCGCGGAACAAACAAACAGCACACAGAGCCGGAUGGCCGGCCCAUCAUAUCAUUCAGAGGAUGUGUGUGUGGUGUGUGUGUCGACGUGAUGCAUUUCAUUCAGUGCACGUUCUUCGUGGCGUUGCUGCACCUGGAUGCUCGAAGGCAGGCGGCCAACAGGUGAGUGACAUGAGGCAGGAUCUGGUCGGUCGUUGGAGACGCCCUUUCUUUCCCUUGCCUCCGUACCCUGGGUGCGUUCAUCUCAUCAGGCGCGACAUUGUUUACUGCUUCACCCCCGCCAAGACGUCGCCCGACGAGACGUCCAUCCUCGACGGCGGCAAGGACAACGACACCGCCUCGAGCGACACCGUACCGCCGCCAUCCGUCGACAAACACCCACACCCACACCCACACCAGCAUCAGCACAUCAUCACACACACCAGCCAGCCGCCCGCAUCCACGCCCACAUUGGCCGCCGGGAAGCCCGGCAAGCUCAUCAGGGUCGGCAUCGGCCGUGCGCGUCGGUGUCUGUGUGUGGAUGGGCCGCAUUUGGAUUUGAACGAGAUGGUGGAGCGGCUCCUGGGCCACUACCUGGUCGAGGCACUCGAUCGCUCGCGGGGCAGACUCAUUCUCAGCAUCGUUUUCCUAGCAAUCGUCUUCACAGGUAGGUACAGACAGACGCGGAGGGCAGGGGGGAAGCUUGGCUUGGCUUGGCUGGAUGUGAUGUGUCUGGUUGUCUGUCGCUCAUCAAUAAUCAGGUUUUGGGGGUCUGUUCUCCCUGAAUGUUGAUUUGAAGAACAUCGACCUGGUGCCGGAGGACUCCUACCUGCACGACGCCAUACUUGCACACGAGGUGGGUGGCCUCGACAAGACAAGGCAGCCUACCCACGCCAUGCCAUGUCACCCGUCGCAUCCAUCACUCGUCCUUGCGUCUCUGUGUGUGUGUUGGCAGGAUUACUUUGCUGACGUGCUGACGGUGCAUGACGUGGCCAUCGACCUGGCAGGGCUGCCCUUCCAGGACCUCCGCACUCGACAAGAGAUAGAGGACCUCACUCUGCGGCUGGAGGCGUCUCAGUUCACCAACCACCAUCCCGCAUUCAAGGUCAGUGAGUCACUCAAGAGCCGACAAUUCAGCUUGCCCUGUUUGUAGCGCCGGUGUAUGUCUGUGUGUCUGUCGACCCCCCCAAUCCAAUCAGACCCGUAGUUUGUUCCGCGAUUUCGAGAAGUGGGAGGAGCGUCGGAUAUGGCUGUCAGAGAUGGACGACUCGGUCAUGGACGAGCCCCUCCCCGACACAUGGCCGGCCUUCCUCAACGACACCAUGGCCAAGCUCAACCAGCUCCCCGACGCACUCACCCUCCCCGGCUCCACACUCACCGCCGGCCGUGCCAAGAACAUCCUCAAGGCCACCGAGCAGCGCACCAAGGAGGAGGGCAAGCUGCCCCCCCAGGCCAAGAAGCUCCUGGACGACGCCAAGUCGGGGGAGAACACUGACAUGCUCACCCAGCUCUCGUGGGUGGCCUCCAUGUUUGUCGAGGAUCCCUCCGCCGACAAUGCGUCGGAUGGCUUCCUCGCCAUCGCAUCCGUCUCGUCGACCAAUGGCAAUGACAGCAAGGCCGGGGACGACGCGGCCGUCAACGCCACCAAAGGCGGCAGCGGGCCGAAGGGGCAGAGCUUCGAGACCGCCAUGAAGAAGUUCCUCGAUAACCCACGAUACAACGUGAGAGACAGACGGACAGUGGGUUUGUCGACCAACUUGGCGGGAUGGAUGGAUUUGUGGGAUUUGGUGGUUGCGUGUCUGGUUCAUUCAGCAUUAUGCGCGAGACAUUCACUGGGAGAAGGACGGCAAGGGUAACGAUCGCGUCAGGCGGGCCCGGUUCACCAUAUGCACCAAGGCUCUCUCCGGCUGGGGGGACGGGACAGACAAGGUAGAUAGACGGGAGACAGACAGAUGUGCACUACACUACAACCCAUUCAUUUGUACCCCUCCAUAUGUCCUCUCCCUGCCUCCCCCCCACCUUGUUCGGCAAACCAGGGUCAGAUGAUGCUGGACUAUCGUCGGAUCAUAGGCGACUCCUCCCUCCACGACGACGCCUUCGCGUACAACCCCUCGUUCUUCUUCUACGAGAGAAACAUUUCCGUCCUGCCAAUGGUAACCACGCAAUGGAUGGAUGGAUGGGUUGAUGGAGGCAUGAACGUGACAACGCCUCUGUGUCUGUGUGGGGUGGACUGACUCAGACGAUAUGGAACCUGGUGGUGGUGGCGGCUGCCGUGGUGAUCGUCACCUUCCUGUUUAUCCCCGACCCUGCCGUCGUCUUCAUCGUCCUGGUCAGACACACACACACACAGACACAGAGACAGAGAGAGAGAGAGAGAGAGGCAUCUACCUACAUGUGUGUAUGUGCGUGUGCAGCUGAUGCUGGUGCUGCUUGACGUCGAGUUGCUGGGGAUGAUGAGCUUCUGGGGCAUCGAUCUCAACUUCAUCUCGCUCAUCAACCUCGUCAUGGCCACAGGAUUCGCCGUCGACUACAUCGCCCACGUGGCACACGCCUUCGUGCAGCACAAGGGGCCGCCCAAGGAGCGCCUGCAACACGCACUCAAGGGAAUGGGCGUCGCUGUCGCACACGGUCAGAUAGACCCACGUGGCUGAGCUGAGACACACGGGGGAGCUGACCGACCUUGAUGGCCAUUUCUGUGUGAGGGUGUGUGUGCAGGUGGCAUCUCUACGUUGUGUGCGAUGAUGCCGGUGGGUCUGUCGUCUGCCUACCUAUUCCGCCUGUUCUUCAGGAUGUUUAUCCUCACAUGUUUCCUCGGACUAGGUACGUACGCUGCCUCGAUCGCUGUCUAGUCUACCCCCUUCCCCUCUCAUCUGCCGUUUGCCGUUUGUUGUCUGCCAUGCAUACUGUCCCGUGCAGCCCAUGGCCUUCUGUUCCUGCCUUUGGUGCUGUCUCUGGUGCGCGCCAAGGGCCACACCGUCUGCACCCGACGAUCCAAAGGCAAGAGGGCUCUGAAACGACCAGCACUCAAGGACGGCACCAUCGCCUCCUCUCUCUCUCGCCGUGACGUCACUCCCGCCACCCCCGACGUUGACGAGAUCGACGGCUACUCGACCAAGGACACCACCUCAGUCACGUCGGCCAAGGCAUGUGUGGAGGAGGCCCGCAUGGAGGCGGCCACAGACCACGAGCAGGCCAUCCUCCCGCCGCGUGUGGUGGACGAGCGGCCCUCGGAUCAGUCUUCGUUUGUGGGGGAGCCUGAGCAGGAGUCGGUGGUGGGUGAGGGUGAGGGCGAGGGCGAGAGACAGGACAUGGAUGCCGUGUGUGUGACGCCGAGGGACCCGUCGACCAUUGUGUGUCCGUCCGACCACGGCACAACGGUGUCGGUGCCGCCCCUGACACUGAGGAUGGAGCGGCCGGCCAUCCCUUCGCCCCUGCUGCCCCCGCCAUCCAUCGCCUUGUCUGAUGCCGAUGACGACGACUCCGAUGAUGAGGACGAUGACGCCCCCUCCCCGCCCUCCAACUGCCCCGACACCCCGUCGGCCAUCUUCUCGGCCCUCGUCUCGCCCAUCCACCGCAGCAGCAGGUCGAGGCGGCAUGUGACAGCCACCUCGCCAGUGGUCCUGUCCUACCUGCGCAAUGCCGUCGACCGUGACGCCAGCCAGCCGCUGCCCAUCCACCUGUCCUCCCCGGCGCUUCCCUGCAAGAGCCGUGUGAGGCGCCACAGGAGGUAUAGGAGGGAGGACGUGCCCGAGAUCGCCCUGCCGCCAUGUGUGGUGGAGGAGAGCACCACCGAGGUGGCCAACUCGGGUUGGGCCAACGACACUGGUGGUGCAGCAUCAGCAUUGGCCCUGCAGCCGGCUGCCCGUCUCGAGGGCCGACACCGAAGGCGACGCGCCAGUCGCGCCAUGCUCGAGGACGGCCAUCCUCCUGUUGAGGGCGAGGGUGGCAAGACCGACAAGAGGCACAAGAAGCAUCGAAAGGACUCGAGGCGGCGGCAUCGCAGUGUGGAUGUCGUUGUGCGGUGGGACGCCAACUCGGCUGAGCCGCGACCCGUGACGCCACGACCGCCAAGACGCAGCAGGACACGGGGGAGGGAAAAGGGCAAAGGGAGGGGAGACGGCGGCACCAAGGCCAAUAACACCAAGAAUAAUGAAAAUGUGACGUCAGGCGGUGAGGAAGGGCCGACUGCGGCGCAUGCAGAGGGAGGCAUGGCGGAGAGGUGCCAUGAUGUCACUGCAGAUGUGUGGGACGUGUGACUUGAGCGAGUGAACACAGAUGACGUGAUUGAUGUGUGAAUGUGUGAAGGAUGCGGGAAGGGAGGGCAUGCGUACUUACUGGCUGACAUACAUACGUGUAUGGGUGGGUGUAUAGACAGGCGGGUGAGUGAGUGCAUAGUGAGUGAGUGCAUUGACGGACGGACGGACGGACGGACGGAUGGACGGAGGAGGCAGCAUCAUAUCAUGACCAUGACAGGCAAGGCAGGUGCUGGAUGCAUAUCAUGUCUCUCUCUCUCUCUCUCUUCUAUUUCUAUGUGCGUGGCUGGCUGGCUGCAUAACAUGUGUGUGUCCAUUAAUUGUCUGUCCAGUGUGUUUGGUCUUGGGUGCAUGUCUACAGUACACAGUGGACAAGCUAAUCGACUGGCUGGCUGACUUCGGCGGAGGGGGGGGGGUAGGUGAGGUUCCGUGUGGUUGGUGUCUUGUGAAUGAAUGCAGAGAGAGAGAGAGGUGCGUGCGGCUGCCGCCACAGAGCUCGCUCACGCGUCAGUCACGAUGGGUGCAGGCAUGCAUUUGUUGACCGACCAGCAGACUUACAUUUGACAAUUGCAAUAGACUGUCAUUGAC
Messenger RNA from Vitrella brassicaformis, 6618 nucleotides. The record is from the annotation of a GenBank genome assembly. NCBI's taxonomy places the organism in Eukaryota, Vitrellaceae.